AUGCUUUCUGCUGAUCGAGCUGAGCCGGAGCGAGCGAGUGAGCAGCCACGAAUCUGCAUUGAACAGGAAAAUUUUGUGCUUGAUAACGAUGUGGGUUUAGCUAAUAUUAGAGCAGAGUAUGAUACAAUUAUUGCAUUUAGUGUAACAAAAUGGGUACAUUUAAAUUUUGGUGAUCAAGGUCUUAAGCGAUUUUUUAAACGAAUUUAUAAAACAUUAUUUCCAGGUGGAAGAUUAAUACUUGAACCACAACCAUGGUCAAGUUAUCGACUUAAACGUCGAAUGACGAAGGAUAUUACGGAAAUAUAUAAUCGUAUAGAAUUUAAACCAACAGAAUUUGUAUCUUAUCUGCUUUCGGCUGAAGUCGGUUUCGAAACAUGCACUACAAUAGCAAUACCAAAUAAUAUGCAUAAAGGUUUUCAACGAUCGGUGUUUUUAUUUAUUAAACCGUCGAAUAAUCUUGACAAUUGA
This is a messenger RNA of Rotaria sordida, 468 nucleotides long. NCBI's taxonomy places the organism in Eukaryota, Metazoa, Rotifera, Eurotatoria, Philodinida, Philodinidae. The record is from the annotation of a GenBank genome assembly.